UUGAUAUUUCUGUUGCACGCGUUCCCGAAUAAAACUAGGGUUUGUGGUUCCUCUGAAGCCACGACGACUGCUUCCUUCUCACCAAAGUAUCAUUCUCAAUUGAACUCUUUUUUGCCUUCUCUUUCUCCCUUACCACCAACCCUUCUUCUUUCGUCGAUUGCUGCUACUUUUCUACAUCGUCGCGUGCAUCAGAACGAAGAGAAAUUUGAUCUCGAUAGUAUUUUUGGUGCAAGGGACCAAUCGAGGUUUUCUAGAUCAGUAGUUCUGUCGAUCUGAUACUUUUGUUUUGUUUUUUUUUUAAUUUGGGCUGGGAAGAUCGGGGUUUGUUACCUGAAUUAUGCGAACAUCAUGGGCUGAUGCAGUCGCGAACGCCGAUAGCUCGGCGGCCGUGACCAGUGCUUCCCCUAGCAACGUUGCCACCGUCGCUCCUUCCCCCUCACGUGGUGGUCGUGCUGCCUACGUUCCUCCCCAUCUUCGCAGCCGUCAGCAGUCUUCUGAGUCCUCUGCUGCCACAGCAGCGCCAGCUAUUUCGGACGCUCCACUCACCAGGCAACCUCCCCCUUUUGUUGCCCCACCUGCAGGUGGAAGCCGCUGGGGCAGUGGCCCUAUUCGUGACCCAAGUCGCCCUAGUGCGAGGGGUGGAAGUGGCGGCUGGAACACCAGAGGUGGUGGGUGGGAUAGGAGGGAGCGUGAAGCAAACCCUUUUGCCAAAGAUGAUGAUACGAGUGAGGCUGCAUGUGAUAGCCAAGAGAAUUCAGGGAUUAAUUUUGAUGCUUACGAAGACAUUCCUGUAGAUACCAGCGGGGAGAAUGUACCCCCACCAGUUAACACAUUUGCUGAGAUUGAUUUGGGAGAUGCACUGAAUGAGAAUAUUAGGCGAUGCAAGUAUGUGAAGCCAACCCCUGUCCAACGCCAUGCAAUACCUAUUUCACUUGCAGGACGGGACCUUAUGGCCUGUGCUCAGACAGGAUCAGGAAAGACAGCAGCUUUCUGCUUUCCUAUCAUUAGUGCAAUCCUGAGGCAACCGCCAGGACAGAGACAAAGAGGAUCAAGGACGGCUUUCCCACUUGCUUUGAUUUUAUCCCCUACCCGUGAGCUAUCUGUUCAAAUACAUGAGGAGGCCAGGAAAUUUGCUUUCCAGACAGGCGUUAGGGUAGUAGUUGCCUAUGGUGGAGCUCCUAUCAAUCAACAGUUGCGAGACUUAGAAAGGGGUGUUGAUAUUCUUGUUGCAACUCCUGGUCGUCUGGUAGAUUUGUUGGAGAGAGCCAGGGUUUCACUACAACACAUUAGAUAUCUGGCCCUAGAUGAGGCUGAUAGGAUGUUGGAUAUGGGCUUUGAGCCGCAGAUUCGGAGAAUUGUUGAACAGAUGGACAUGCCUCCACGAGGUCAAAGGCAAACUAUGUUAUUCAGUGCUACAUUCCCAAAGGAGAUACAGAGGCUGGCUUCUGAUUUCCUUUAUAACUAUAUAUUCCUUGCGGUUGGAAGAGUUGGGUCAAGUACUGAUUUGAUUGUUCAGAGAGUGGAAUUUGUACUUGAUUCAGACAAAAGAAGCCACCUGAUGGAUCUUCUUCAUGCCCAAAGAGAUAGUGGCGCUCAUGGGAAACAAGCUCUGACAUUGGUCUUUGUGGAGACGAAAAGAGGUGCUGAUUCAUUAGAACACUGGUUGUCUAUGAAUGGGUUUCCAGCAACCACGAUUCACGGAGAUAGGACUCAGCAGGAGAGGGAGGCUGCGCUGCGAUCUUUCAAGAGCGGCGCUACGCCAAUUCUUGUUGCAACUGAUGUUGCAGCACGCGGGUUGGACAUUCCCCACGUGGCGCACGUCGUUAAUUUUGACCUCCCCAACGAUAUUGAUGACUACGUGCACCGCAUUGGAAGGACAGGCAGGGCGGGGAAGUCGGGCCUUGCUACAGCAUUCUUCAACGAUAGUAAUGCAUCCUUGGCAAGGUCUUUAGCUGAGUUGAUGCAAGAAUCAAACCAGGAGGUACCACAAUGGCUCUCUCACUAUGCUGCAGCGCGUUCUUACAGCAGUGGAGGUGGUGGCGGUGGCAGAAACCGGCGAUCCGGUGGGGCCCGCUUCGGUGGUCGUGACUUUAGGAGAGAUUCAUCGUACAAUCGAGGUGGUGGAGAUUAUUACAACGGAGGUAGUGGAUAUGGAGGGGGGUCGACAGGGGCCUCUUCAGCUGGUCCAGGAGUCACAAGUGCCUGGGACUAACUAGCAUUCUCCAGGAGUUGACUCAUCCUCCAUUUCUCCUCUCGUCGAGGAAUAUAAUUUUUCUUUUCAGAUUUUGUUGGAUCUAUUUAGGAGUAAUUUUAGUGGCUGUGUUGUAUUUUAUCUUCCUAUUGGAUGGCUGGAAAACUCGGGAUGGUCUGAUAGAGAAAAAUGUUUCCCGGCUGCCCCAUUAACAAAACUCGGGCCUUUGAAUUUUCAGGGUCAUCAUCUGUGUUUGUAAAUUCCUGGAACCAUUAAUAAAUGCAGAGCCAGGCAAUCUGAACA
Messenger RNA from Zingiber officinale, 2494 nucleotides. RefSeq names its product DEAD-box ATP-dependent RNA helicase 37-like. The record is from RefSeq and is a predicted model, not a curated record. Gene Ontology annotation, cellular component: nucleus. The transcript is spliced from 6 exons. Gene Ontology annotation, molecular function: RNA binding; ATP binding; RNA helicase activity. Bases 338 to 2212 code for a protein of 624 amino acids. Lineage: Eukaryota; Viridiplantae; Streptophyta; Magnoliopsida; Zingiberales; Zingiberaceae.